Molecule: messenger RNA, 2301 nt
Organism: Linum trigynum
Lineage: Eukaryota; Viridiplantae; Streptophyta; Magnoliopsida; Malpighiales; Linaceae
Source: the annotation of a GenBank genome assembly
AACUCUUGAUGCAUUUACUAAGUAAUAAUUAACUAACAUAAUCUUGUUGACAAGGGGGAAAGUGAAAGAGUGGAAGGAGAAUUGAGAGAAAUGAAUUAGGUUUUGAUUAAGGUAGUAUCCCCUAAACCUAAAAUAGCCGCCGCCGCCAACAUGACGGAGGAGGAAGAGCAGCGCGAUUGGAACCAUCUGCCCGGCGACCUUCUCGGCGCAAUUAUGCGCCGUUUCACCAAACUACCGGACUUGAUUCGCUUCCAAGCCGUUUGCAGGCCGUGGAGGCAAAAGCCUCCAAAGCUCCGCCAAACACUGCCGUGGCUGGUCUCGUCGCCGUACGGUAGUGCGUGCCACCGCUUCACCGACGUGACGGCGGGAAACGACAAGUGGCGGCAAUUCGAUCUAUCCGCCGGAGACGGCGCCAAGUGUUCACUCUCACGGCUCGGCGCUUGGGUGGAUGCUCAUAGAAGAACAACGGCGGCAGCCGAAAAGAUCCCGCGCUCUGUACUUAAUGAACCCUUUCACGAGAAACAAGAUCUACCUCCCGGAGAAAACAGGGGAGGGUGAUUACCUCCUCGGUGUUGAUUACAGAAAUCCGCCGAUCUCAUCGGUAAAUGGGUUUGCGAUUUCGGCCGAGCCAACAUCUCUGAACUACGGCUACCUAGCUUUCUGCAAAAUCGGGGGAGGCCCUAAUAAUAAUCAACCGUGGUCGUUCAUCGAUCUUCACCCUUGAGAGAACCAACCAUUUAAUUUGGGCAGGUCGAGGUUUGUCCUUUCCAGGGAAAAGAUUCUUUACGUGUUGAACCCACGCGAUGGAAGGGUUUUCGCCUGUGAUCUUCUUGACCAACUACCAUUCCUUUCGUUGGUUUUCCGUCCUGCGAAUUCUGCUGCUGCUCUGUUUCGCCGAUGUGGAAUCUGCUGCCGCUUGGCAAUAAAUCCAGAGGGAGAGCUGAUGCUCGUGAUCAAAACCUUUGGGGGCGCAUUGAAUGUCACAAAUCUUCUAGGGAUUAGAUUCAGUGUUAACGAGAUCAAUGAAGAUGAGCGGAGAUGGAAUGAGAUCAGAGAUAUAGGUGGGUACGCUCUGUUCUUCGAUCCGUAUAAAGUUGUAUACGUCUCCGUCAAAGAUCAUCCCGAGUGCGAAAGGAAUUGUGUUUAUGACAGGAAGGAGAUGUUUCGUCUUAGUUGUGAUGAGCUACUUGCUUGCCGUCGAUCAGACGGUAAUUUCCACGAUUGGAUCUUGCCAUCUAAUUAUUAAUUAGCUGCUAGAAAGAUUUUUUCUGUUCUCUUUGACAUGCCUAGGCUGCAAGGAUUGAAUAAUGAAUUGUUUACUAGGUUUGACUAUUCUCGGUAGUGUUUCGAAGUUGUUGUCCAACAAAUUUGAGGCGUUUUCGGUUAUGAUCGUCAUUUAGUUACACGAGAAUCGAUUGUGUUGGAUAUCCGCCAUCAGAGGGUUCCACUGCACCCUGGUGCAUUUCCACUUCUUGCAGGCCGUAAUGGACCAACAACAAAACCCACCAGUGAAGAUUGAGAAGAGAUGGGAUGAGGUAAAAGACAUAGGUGAUUACGCUCUGUUCUUCGAUUCGCACAAGGCUGUUUACGUGUCUGUCAAAGAUCACCCCGAGUGCCAAAGGAAUUGUGUUUACCAGGAGAUGAAGAUAUACCGUCUUGGUUUUUGCCUACUUCUUUGUGAUUCACAAAUUAAAAUCUAUGGCGAUGAUUGGAUUUUACCAUCUAAUUAUUAGUUUGUUGGAGUGAGGGUAGAAUUUUUUUGAUUUCCUUUUCUCUUUGACAUAUGCAAGGCUUGAAUAAUGGAUUGUUUACUAUGUUUUUUUUUUUAAUUUUUAGUAUCAUUUUAUGGAUUUUUUAUAUUUUAUUUUAUAUAUAUUCUCGGGUAGUGUUCCGAAGUUGUGGUGCGACUAGAAUGAAAUCCAGUUGUGCUAUUCGCGUAGUAUUGUGUCGAGAUGUUAAAUCAAUUUGUAUUAUACAAUUUCACCUCACGAGAACAUGCAUGUCAAAUGAUUGAGAUCGGUAGGUCCUAUAAAUAUGUACUAGUUCAAAGUCAAUUAAUGAAAUUUUUGUGUGAAUUGAACCACAAGCAGAAACCUAAAAUAAAGUUGAAAUGCCUCACCUUACUAGUUUUUGAACCACCAUAUUGAUCAAUGGAUACAGACAAUAGAGUAAUGCAUUUCACUCUUCCUAUUUCGUUUUGGAAUAAGAAAAUACGAUUCAACACAAACUAUGUAAUAUGGCUUAUUGACAAAGACCUUCUUUUAUGAGACUUUUAUUGUACAAUAACCGUAACACUUUAGA